Sphaerulina musiva SO2202 is the source of this 491-nucleotide messenger RNA. RefSeq names its product UPF0203-domain-containing protein. The transcript is spliced from 4 exons. Lineage: Eukaryota; Fungi; Ascomycota; Dothideomycetes; Mycosphaerellales; Mycosphaerellaceae. Bases 8 to 268 code for a protein of 86 amino acids. The record is from RefSeq and is a predicted model, not a curated record.
CGCAGCCAUGUCAGCCUCACUAGCACCCGAAUGCAACGAAGUUAAAGAACGUUACGAUUCCUGCUUCCUAAAAUGGUACUCGGAAAAAUUCAUCCGAGGAACCGCCAAAACUGACGAAUGCGAACCUCUUUUUCGACAAUACAAAGAAUGCCUGGGAAAAGCUCUCAAAGAGCGAGGAAUCGACACUAUGCUCGAAGAAGCUCGAGCGGACAAUAAGGAGAAUGAUUUGGAGUAUAUGAAACCUACGACUAGUCCUAAGGUGUCGUGAUAGAUGAGUAAGAGGAGAAGAAGGAGUCAGUCCUGUCAUCAGUCCGGACACUGUUGCACCUCUUUUCGUUUUGUUCGCGUUAGACAUGAAGGUGCACACGGGCGAUGUAGGAGGCAUGUGGGGUGAGGGAGGGUCUAAGGAGUUUUUCCUUUUUUUCCCCUCUUUUUUUUUUGCUGCGGAGCCCUUACUAUAAAGCAUGGCGAGGGCGUUCUGACGAUGGUUU